Molecule: messenger RNA, 1100 nt
Organism: Morus notabilis
Lineage: Eukaryota; Viridiplantae; Streptophyta; Magnoliopsida; Rosales; Moraceae
Product: rubredoxin
Exons: 1
Coding region: 235-870 (211 amino acids)
Biological process (GO): alkane catabolic process
Cellular component (GO): chloroplast
Molecular function (GO): electron transfer activity; iron ion binding
Source: RefSeq, a predicted model, not a curated record
CUUUCCCCACCUUAUCCAACUCUCUUUCAAACACAAGCAUAUGCUCUUCCAUGCAUCCCCUUCCUCUCUCCUCCACUCAGAUGCAAACAACCAACUCAUCAUAAACAAAAUACCAGAAAUCCCGGCAAACCAUUUCUUUUUUUCACUCUCUGUAUAGCCUAGAACUGAAAAGAGAAAGAGGAGAACAAAAAAACAAAAAAAAAAUCCCACAACCAAACCACCAUUUUGAUAAUCAUGGCUUGUGCAACGACAAGACCCACUUUUUCUUUCCACAUCUCGACCUCUUUUUCCCAAACUUGUUCACUUCCAAAAUCCAAACCAACCCAUUUCAGCAACCCAACUCUUCUUCCCAAAAUCCCAUCUUUUUCACUCUCACUUCCUCAGAAGGCCCUAAACAAGCCUCCCAAAUUCAUCACAAACUCCAUUGACGUCUCCAAAGAAGACAAACCCACUUCGGACCAGACCAGUUCAACUCCACCCCAGGUCGAGGAGCAGCCAGAGAAAGAGCAAGAGCAAGAGCAAGACACGUUUGAUAAGCGAAGGCUUGAAGAGAAAUUUGCCGUCUUGAACACUGGAAUAUACGAAUGCAGGUCUUGUGGUUACAAAUAUGAUGAGGCCGUGGGGGACCCAUCUUAUCCCAUACCCCCAGGAUUGCCAUUUGAAAAGUUGCCUGAGGAUUGGAGAUGCCCAACAUGUGGGGCCUCACAGAGCUUCUUUGAGAGUAAGAGUGUGGAGAUUGCUGGGUUUGCGCAGAAUCAGCAGUUUGGGCUUGGUGGGAAUGCACUCACUUCUGGGCAGAAGGCUAUACUUAUAUAUGGGACUUUGUUUUUGUUCUUUGUGCUUUUCUUGUCUGGCUACUUCCUUCAAUAGUGGUUGAGGUAUGAGAUUUUUACUGGAAGGUUGUUUGCUACAUGUGGAAUAUAUAAAAAAGAAUUCUGGUUGGAUGAGUAAUAAAUAGUAGGAUAUAGUAAAUUUAUGUUGAAACAUUUUGAUUCGGUUAAGUAGGGAAGAACUUUGGAUUUGCUUCUGUGAAAUACGGAUACAGAUAAUGUUUUUUUUCCUGAACCACUAGUUGUAAGAAUACUACAUAAGGAAUUUUC